This is a messenger RNA of Candida tropicalis MYA-3404, 690 nucleotides long. RefSeq lists its product as uncharacterized. The transcript has a single exon. The record is from RefSeq and is a predicted model, not a curated record. NCBI's taxonomy places the organism in Eukaryota, Fungi, Ascomycota, Pichiomycetes, Serinales, Debaryomycetaceae. Bases 1 to 690 code for a protein of 229 amino acids.
AUGAAUCAUUAUCCAACCAGUGAUGCAUCUCAUAUAUCAGUCAAUCCAUAUUAUACCAACUCAAUAACAAUAACAAAAUGUAAACUAUUACCAACAAAAACAAUACCCAGGGGCCAAUUCCGUGGAUACAAUGAUAUUCGUAGAUUCCAAUGUUAUAGUGCCCAAUGCAAUUUAAACUUUAAUGAAUAUCAAUUAUGUAAAUAUUGUGCUCACGUUCCAUAUGUUCCACUGCCAUUGAGGUAUCAAGAUACUGGUAGAAAUUUUUCAUCCAAUAAUACCACGCCGUCAAAUAAUGUUAGUCAAUAUCGGUGUGUCAAGAUUGAUUAUAUCCCCACAACUCGAAGUAAUGCCAUGGCUAAACGAAAUACUAACAAUAAGUUAACUAUACCGAAUAGUGCUCCCACAUCCAGAGGACCAAAUACCGGUGGUGGUGGUGUUGGUGGUAAUGGUGGAGGAGGAGGAGACUUGAGUAGUAAAUUUAACGAUUUUUGGGAUCAUUUGGAGCUGGGGAAACUACAAAUCAAACAAAGAUUAAUGGACAUUAAAAACCAACGCAAACUAACGUUCAAGAAACGAUCAUGUUCAGCUCCCCCAAUGCUAAGUGGAAACACAAAGAAUAGUAACAACAGUGGUGGUAGCAUCAGCAGUCAUAGUAGUAACAAUGAGAAUAUAUAUUAUUCAUCUAGGUAA